AUGAAGCUCCUAAAGGGAGAUGCCUUUGUUUUCCUUAACGUACACUUCUAUCUUUUUGGAUAUUUCAACGUAUUUACUUAUUUCCUACAUUCAUCUGCACUAAGAAGUGAUAAUAAUAAAGUUUAUUACGAGAGACACUAUUACAAUAUUUCUGACUCAUCUAUAUCAGCUUCAGACCGUUCAGAACACUUAAGAGAAGCUAUUUAUGAACCAUCAAAUGUUGGAUUACUUAUUAAUGAUAAAUUAAAAUUAAUAGAUAUGAGGAAGUUUGAUAACAUCUCAAUCAUUGGUACUCAACACUUAAAAGUUGAUAACUCUAUAGAUUAUAAACAAAGUAUAUUAUUUUAUGAGGAAGAUUUUCCAAUAUACCUACCCUAUGAGGGUAUGUACAUAAGCUAUAACCUGAGUGAUUUUUCUAAGUUUAUAAAGAGGAUUGUUGUAAUGAACUUGGAGAUGCAUUUUUUACUAGACAAUGGAAAUAUGACCAAAGUUAAUAUGAGGAAAAAGGGAAAUAUACAACUACAGAAACUAAGGAAAAUAAAUCCAAACGUAAAUAUUUUGCUUAUUGCAGGAUAUUUUGUAAAUGUUAAUAAAUUGGAAAAUUUUGUUCCUAUAUUUAAAGAUAAUAUGAUUUUUUCAUAUGGAAAUGCACAUAACUAUUAUGCAAAGUAUGGAAUAACAGCACUUAGACAUUACCUCACAAAUUCAUUUAAUGACUGGAACUCAACUCUGGAAGUGAUAAAUGUGGAUAAACAAUUAUUAACUCUUUUACUUCUACCUUCUAAUGAAACUAAAGUAUUAUUCGGCAACAAUGGUACAAAUUUAAUUUUACCAAAGUUACUAUUGGAAGCUAUUCAAACACAUGAGGAAGCUAAGGAGAUUGGAGGAGAUACAAAAAGUAAAAAAUCAGAAUCGGAUUCUCUAAAAAAAGCUACUCUUAUAAAUUUAAUAUUUCUAAUAGUAAUAACAUGCCCAAUAAUUAUAUAUAUUGCAGGAGGAUAUUGUGAAAUCGGAAAUAAGACUUCAUAA
Cryptosporidium muris RN66 is the source of this 1029-nucleotide messenger RNA. RefSeq lists its product as uncharacterized. The coding region runs from base 1 to 1029 and encodes 342 amino acids. The transcript has a single exon. The record is from RefSeq and is a predicted model, not a curated record. NCBI's taxonomy places the organism in Eukaryota, Apicomplexa, Conoidasida, Eucoccidiorida, Cryptosporidiidae.